AUGGCUCUGAACUAUAGUUCCAUCAACGAUGACGAAGCCUUUUCAUUCCGGAAUCUUGAAAGAAAUGCAAAAAUUGAAAAAAUGGGACUCAAAAUGCCAAGUUUCCGAAAAACAGGUACUACAAUUGUGGGUGUAACUACUCGUGACUGUGUUAUUUUGGCUGCUGAUACACGUGCUACAUCUGACACAAUAGUUAUGGAAAAAAAUUGUGAAAAAAUCCAUUAUAUUGGAAAAUACAUGCACUGCUGUGGUGCUGGUACAGCAGCAGAUACAAUGCAAGUUACUCGCAUGGUAUCUGCUAAUGUUUCCUUGCAAGCAUUUAAGUUUCCUGAUGAAAUGGUUCCUGUAGCAUUCGCUGCCAGAUCACUUCGUCAGUAUCUUUUCAAGUACAUGGGAUAUGUUUCAGCCGCUUUAAUUUUAGGCGGCAUUGAUAAUAAUGGUCCACAUUUAUACUCAAUUUAUCCUCAUGGUUCAAUAGAUAAAUUGCCUUAUAUAUCUAUGGGGUCAGGAAGUAUGGCAGCCAUUUCAGAACUUGAAAGUCACUGGAAUGAAAAUCUAACAGAAGAAGAAGGAAUGAAACUGGCAUGUGAUGCUAUUUUGGGUGGUGUAUUUAAUGAUCUUGGUUCUGGAAGUAAUGUAGACCUUUGUGUCAUUAAAAAAGAUGGAACUCGCAUGCUCAGGAACUAUCUGACACCCAAUAUAAAACCAGCUACUGCCAAAUAUGUCUAUCCAACUGGUUUGACCAAAGUAUUACGCAAAAGUGAAAUAAAAUUCCAAAUUGCAGAGGAAACUGUCAUGGAAGUUGAUGCUUAACAUUUUCAAUUAUAUUAUGUAUUAAAAUCCAAUCAUGAAUAUUAAUUUUAUAUACAUUUUUUAGUUUUUCAC
Melanaphis sacchari is the source of this 885-nucleotide messenger RNA. Its product is annotated as proteasome subunit beta type-7-like. Lineage: Eukaryota; Metazoa; Arthropoda; Insecta; Hemiptera; Aphididae. The transcript is spliced from 6 exons. The coding region runs from base 1 to 813 and encodes 270 amino acids. The record is from RefSeq and is a predicted model, not a curated record. Gene Ontology annotation, cellular component: proteasome core complex.